Molecule: messenger RNA, 1461 nt
Organism: Penicillium expansum
Lineage: Eukaryota; Fungi; Ascomycota; Eurotiomycetes; Eurotiales; Aspergillaceae
Exons: 5
Coding region: 1-1461 (486 amino acids)
Source: RefSeq, a predicted model, not a curated record
AUGUCCGAUAAACCGGGCGAUGGCAAGACCCCCCGGCGGGCCCGAAAACCCCAGGGUUUCUUUAGUGAAAAACAGCAAGAACAGCGCAAUGAAGUGGCUAGAGGCCAGCUUGAAGUUGACCUUCCUCUGCGACCAAAGGACAAAAGGCCAGCUCCAGAUGAUUUGGAAGAGUCAGGCUCCGUAAAAAAGAAGCAACAGAAAGAAGUCCCAAAACCAAACCCUCUGGACGUGAAAGCUUUCUUGGCCGAUCUGAAAACCGAUUACUCUAAAAAGAAGCUUGAACCUAUGCCAGCAAGACCUCCCAAGCAGAAAUGGCGUCCGGUAAAGACUGCCAUUACAGACCGGGCGAAGGCACCCAAAGGCUGGAAUCCAAGAGAGCCUGAUCUGAUUAACGAUGAUCUUGAGCCUCAAAUCACGAGAUGCCGCGAACGGAUUAAGGAGAACAUCAUGCCUCAUGUCUAUGAACAUAAACUGGAAGAGUUCCUGGUGGAGCAGAAGGGACGAAAUAAGAAAAUGGCUGCAGAGCAUGGGCUGAAUUGGCCCGUCGUGCAACGCUUAGAGAAUCUGAAAUAUAUCCUGGAAUGGACUCAGAGCAAUGCCAUUAAGGAUACAUAUAAGAUCGCUAGGAACAUUCAGAAUGUCAUACUAGCCUACCGAUCGGGUGUAUUGAAUUGGUGUCAUGGAUUCAUCACCUACUGGCACAAUGGAGCCCAGCUCUGCGCGCCAAGGCCAUUCAAGUGGAAUGAAUUCCAAUAUCUCUAUGACGAAUACAAGGGAAAUGAAACGGGGUUUUGGAUUGAAGGUAUGGAUGGGCCUGGACCUAGCAGUCAACAGGCUGUGAUCGAAUGCGGAACGGGUUCUAGAAAGUGGGCAGCUGAGGUAUCUACCUAUGUUACGUCAAUUGCUCUUCGGAUCCCUAUGACAGGCGGGAAAACACAACCUGGGCCUUUUGAGUUCCAGUUCAAGGACGAUACCGGGGCUGAUUAUAUGGUCCUUUAUGACGAGGAUGUGAACCAACUAAGGACCAAUCUACAAGCCAAUGGUGUUAUGUACCCCUUGCCUCGACUCUUGGGCGUGCUAGUUGUGACUUUGGGCGAUGGGAGCAAGAAAGCCAUGCUAGUAAGAGAAUUAGAAGUCAAUAUGUGGAAUGAGCAAGAGAAGCAAUAUAUGGCAGCCAGUUGGGACUCAAUACCGGUCGUCGUCCUUCCUGGACGUGGAACAAAACGCCUAAAUGGUCCUUGGAUGCGUUGGAAGUUCUACACAGGAACAGCACCCGAUAACUCCAACCGUUUGUGGAUAUAUGAUUACAAUCCCACGAAUCCCCUUAUGCGUGGCCCGAAGCUUCCUACUGCUACUCAGGCGCAAAUGAAUAGGCUGUUGCCGACUGCAAAUAAAUAUGAGAGCAUUGGGAAUCAUCCUCAGUUUAACCCGGAUAUCCCAUCGGGGAAGUCGAUAAUAUAA